Podarcis lilfordi (Lilford's wall lizard) is the source of this 23552-nucleotide messenger RNA. Lineage: Eukaryota; Metazoa; Chordata; Lepidosauria; Squamata; Lacertidae. The record is from the annotation of a GenBank genome assembly.
AUGCAGAGGACUGGACACAUGCCAAGAAUGUGCUCUGCCACUGAGCUAUGGCAUCCCCCGUACCUCCCGCAAACCUGCUGUACGAAGUACAGGUGCAAUUUGCCUGUCUCCGGAAUUGACACCUGGGCUCUUGAACACGCCGGGCGAGUUCACUUUUAUGAUGCUGGCAGUGACGCUGCCAAAACAAUCACACAAUUGGGAAUCGUCCGGCAAGAGGUGAGGAGCAGGCAACAAUUCCACCCCCCACCCCCACCGCCCUUUCCCUCUUUUCAUUCUGGUAGUGAUUGUCUGACUUGGAGGAUUUACAUAAUGACACAUUUAUAACUCUUCUCCGUAAUAAUACGGAAAUGGUUCCAGCACGGUUGCGCAAGAGCCGAAAGGAUUCUUCCUGCCUUACUGCGUCAGACCCCAUUUCCCCCACUGACCUCCUACACACUCCAGGCAACUGUGUGUUUGACUAUGCAACAGUCAUUAAUACCAACACUGCCUCCAAAGUUAACCCAUUGUGAGGCCAGCUCUCAGGAAGACACACUUUUAGAUGGUGGAACUGGAAGGCUUCUAAUUGCCCCAAAGAGAGAGCUAUGUGUAGUAAAGUGGAUUUAGAAGGGGAAAUGGGGAGUCCCCGGUUUGAACCUUAUCUCUGAUGAUGGUAAUAAUAAUAAUAAUAAUAAUAAUAAUAAUAAUAAUAAUUUAUUUAUACCCUGCCCAUCUGGCUGAGUUUCCCCAGCCACUCUGGGCGGCUCGCAAUUGAGUGUUAAAAACAAUACAGCAUUAAAUAUUAAAAACUGCCCUAAACGUGUAAUAUAUUGACCAGCUUCAGGUUUGAGGGGGGCCCUAGUGGGUCCCUUCCUCUCUUUCUCGGUCCCAGGAAAAACUUAUUUGGGUGGGGUGGCUGUCGUCUUAGACAGGAUGUUAGGUGAGGAGCAUUGUGGGAAACUGGACCGGCUACCUGGGGCUGCUCAGAGCACGGGGCCAGAAUUUUAAGCAUUCCAGGGAGAGGCAUCAGCAGUGGGUCUUGCCUGGGCCCUGGCAAUGGUCCAAGGAUGCCAGGUGACAGCACCAAUCCUGUAUGGCUGUCACAAAUCUGCAAGGAGGCCUUGGGCAAGCCGCCAUCUGAUCAGCCUCAGACACCCUCUCUGUAAUGUGAGAAGAACAAAGCUGACCUACUUUGUGGGGCUCUUGCACCGCAAGGAGGGAGGCGAAGGGCUUUGAACAUUUGAAAUGAGCUGCGGAAGUCUGAUUAUGAUUCCCAGGACUAGUUCUGUCAUUAGGAUGGGUGGGGUGUUUGUGCGCAUAUGGGGAGGACGUCUGCCAGAGCCUGGUCAGUGAAGGCUGGGCUGGGCUGUCCAUUAUCAGGACUCCAGGGCAAGUUCUGCCCUUCCCUAUAAAGGCAUAUGGUGCCAUGAUUGCUAAGCAGUUUGAGGAUAAAAUAGUCCGUAUCUAUCUUGACUCCAGAUGCUGUUGUUUCUACAGAUCAGACCAAUGGUUGCAACCAGAGCACCAUCUAGUUUUAUGUUUAUUGCCACAGAUUCCCCAUCCCUGGAUGCUGUGGAAGGCCAGUGGUCUGAGAAGGUGGAUGAAGUGCUUGGAGGAGGUGUGGCCAACCACACGUCUGCUUGACCUUUGGCUCACCUUGGCUUUUGUUUUUAGCAAGGUGCCUGGGUCCAGGUAAGUGCCUCACUGUGAAAGGGGCUGGUCCCGAUUGCCUUGAAAGACGUGGCUGUGUGAGACCACUCCCUGGGUGGACCUCAGGGAUUCUAACAGCUACCAGACAGUUUAUAUAUAUAUAUAUAUAUAUAUAUAUAUAUAUAUAUAUAUAUAUAAAAUCAUCUUGGGCAAGGCAAUUGGGUGAGGUGGUUGUCCUUCAACUCCAGGCCUGUUUUGGCACAGUGCCUUGGCCAGACCCCUCUCUCUCUCUCUCUCUCUCUCUUGUGUGUGUGUGUGUGUGUUUGUGUGUGUGUAGGUUUCACUAUCAUCAUAGCCAUGGUAUCCCUGGGGAGAGAGUCUGCCCACUUAUGGAACUUUCUCCCUAGGGAAGCUCACCAGCUGCCUAUGUUAAGCACCAAGGACUUUCCAUCACCAAGGAAAGAGACCUCUCACCCCAAAAAGGCUUUUGCCACUGUGCUUUUCCACCUUCAAGUUUUUAAAAAUAAUAAUAAUAAUUUUGCAUCUGCUUUUGGUAUUUUCUUUCUACUUUUACAUGUAUAAACUGUCCUGAUAAUUGCACAUCGGAGGGAGGUAUUAAAACAAAUCUGAUAAAUGAAUGUCGAAAAAGUGCUGAAUUUUGGUUUCCCCCAGUGAAGUGACCAAAGAUAUAGAAGGAAGUAUUGGGGUGCACUUUGGGACACACCACCGAAUUGGGUGCUAAAUCUGCCCCCUGGUGACACCAGCCAUUGUGAACCAGGCUGCAAAGCCCCAUUCUGCCUGUUUUCUGUAUCUUGGUCACACCAGAGUGUGAUGGAUUGCUGGAUACUCUAGAACUGUGCUUCCUUUUAAGCAAGCCGCAUGUACGGUAAAUUCCCACCAGGGGUUCCCUUUCUAAAAGGAGGGUGUUCUGGAGUCUGAGCCUGCCAGGAAGACAUUACAGUUGACCUGAAAGCAGCGAGAGCUGGCUGUGAUAAAUAUGCAGUGAAGGUAAAGUGCCCUGCCCAUGCUAAGAAGGAUUCACCCCUGCUAUCACUUAACAUAGGGAGGAGGGAGGCUCACUCUGCAUUCAAAAAGAAAGGCAAUGCAACUGAUGGAAUCCACAUUUUAUUCAAUGUUUUGAGAAAAUUCUGCUGUUUGUGUGUACACAAAGCUCCCCCAGUUAUCCUGUGGCAAUGGAGACUUUCCCCUUCUGCACUGGGAUGGGGGUUCCAGAAAGAGAGACCCUUUCUAACCAGCCCCUCUAACCAACCUAUAUCUGAGAAUACAGAAUGCUGGGUUGGAAACCACAGUUUAUCCUGUCACACAGUUUGCUCCAGCAGCCAAUGGAACAUUAUUGUUUUAUUUUGCAAGUGGUUUAAGCAGAAAUUAUUUUGCUCUUCCUGACUGCAAUUACAUUUACAAACAUAUGCAAGCAAUUAUUCUUUUAUCUCCCUCCCUCCUCUCCCUCCCUCUGAAUAAUUUCAUUUAAUAGUGAUAGUUUGUUGAUUGUUCAAAAUGUAUAGAUAGGGGUCUAAAAUUUAUCCAGCACUGCCCAAUGAAUCCUAGUUCCAAACAAGCAAUUUUACUUGACUUUGGGGUUUAUCCACCAGGUUGUUGUUGUUGUUGUUGUUGUUGUUUACCUGCCUGGGCUUUUUCAUGCUUCCUUCCCUGUUCUUUUGGACUAUACACCCAUGUCUCUCUUUAAUGAGGUUGUGGGCUACUCUUUAAGUAAAGAAAUGUGUCCUGGGUCCUUGGCACCUAUCAGUUUCUCUGGUCAACCCAAGGAAAGGAAAAGGCUAUAAAAUGCUGUUAUCCAAGGUAUUUAACCCUCAGCCAAUUGAAUGGCAUUUCCUUUUGAACACUCCCACCUGGCCGGCAGGUGCAUAAAAAGAAAAGGGAUGGUCCCAGUUGCACAACAGCCACAGCCAGCUGCAGAGCUAAGACUUUCUUUCUUUUUCUCUGGUAUUUUCCUAGUCCAUCUUUUUUUGGGGAUCCGCCAAUCAUGCUUUUCUGGCACAGCCAACCUGAUCAUUACUGGCCAAGCCCGGGGGAAGUGUAUCCUUGCUCUGGAAGCAACAUUAUAAGGUGAGAGGCCUUCUUUUGUCUGUCUUGCCCUGCCCUGCAUUUCCCUUCCCACCCAACGCCAUCCGCAGAGGUCGGGGAGGUGGAAAGUUCAUGCAGAAGCCUGAAAUUUAUUCAGGAAGGGAUGCGUAGAAUUGUGGCAGGAGUUAUUGGUGCCGCUUAGAACCAUUCAAACAGCCUCACCAUAGAACAACAGCUCAUCUAGCCCGCUUCCAACAGCAGGUCUUGUGAAAUCUCACAAGCCAAGAGGGAUCUGCUAUUCGGAGGUAGACUGCCUCUGCACAGGGAGGCUCCACUUCAACUAUUCCGGCUGAUAUCCCCUCCACAGACUCACCUCCCACGGAUUUGUUUGUGACCUAUUUUAAAGCCACCUACACUAGUGGCAUUGCUAUGUCUUGCAGUAGUUAAGUUUCCUAAACAAAUUCCAGGAAAUUAAGCUUCACAGCACAGAAGCCAAGAUUCAUCCAUGUGAGGGAGACUUUAUGGACUUGUGAAGGAACCAAUGAUUUGGAUGGAUCUCCCGUUGCUUUCCUUCUUGGGUUCAACUAUGUUCGUUGGCUCUUUGGGGGUGCUUUGUAUCCCCACCUGCAAGACUGCUCCAGCAUGCCUCGCCAGUCUCCUCCCAAACUGCUGUCCAGAGUUUUUCACCUCCUGGUUCUCUCUCCUCUGCCCCUUCUUCCUUACUCUCUCCACUCUGCUGCUCUUGCCCACCUCUGCAUCUUUCCUCAGCCUUCUAUCUCUGCCUUCUGCCAUGCUUGCAACUCUCAGAGGGGGUCUCCUCCUCUACUCUGCCUCCCUCUCCCUAACCAAAAGCUUCCUUUGAACCUGCCCUGAAGCUCACCUUUCCUAACACCUCCUCCUGGAUCUCUCCUUCAUCCAGACUGCAACUCUGCAGAGGUGGAUUUAUUUUUAAAGUCCAGAAAACCACCCCAGAGGCCUCUUCAAGCCCUGAGUGUGACAAGCGAGCCUGUUGAAGUCUAGAUUUUGCAGCCGCCCACAAGUUCUGUUAAACGGUUCCAUUUAAGAGUCCAAGGCCAGAGAGAUGCAAGAGGCAGGCAGGCAGAAAGAAAGACUUCUGUGACGUACGUCAGGUGGGAGGAAGACAGGGACUGACCCCAAGCCACCCAGAGAGCAACCUAGCUAAAUGCGGAGGGUAUUGUCGAAAGCCUUUUUUGCAGACUCAUGACAUGUGAAAACAGGCUCGCACACAGAGAGACUCAGUCGGCAGUCUGGGGUAAAGAAUUGCCCCCAGGAGAGCGGGCAAGGAAGCUUUUGUCAAGCAGAAGAGAGCGGUUUCUUUUCUUCCCCCCUUUCUUUCCCUUUGGAGCUGUUAAAUGUGCCACUAACGAGUAACUCAGCUACAUUUUGGCAAGCCGGCUAAUUAUAAAUUGGGCAGUCUAGUAACCUUUGCUUGCUUUAUUUGUAAGACGGAUGUGAAUGUUGUCAGUGCCGGACAGAACGUGUGAGAGAGAUGCUUUCAGACAAAAGCUGUGUUCUACUUAGGGCACAUUGAACAUUCAGAAGUGGGACGAGGGAACAACAACACCCCCCCCACCCGAUGCUUUAUGACUCAUGAUACUCCUACAUAGAAAGGGCAAGGAUGUAGAAAUUAGCAGGUAAUCUGCGCGUAAACAAGUAGCCAUACUGCACCAUCUAUGCACAGGGAAGCCACUGUUGGAUUCGGCAUCCUGACAUUUGCACACUGCAUGCAUGUAUGUAUGUAUGGAGUUUUCAACUGCAUUUGAAUACAGUCAUACCUCAUGUUACACUUGCUUCAUGUUAUGUUCUUUCAGGUUGCGUCCCGUGGCGACCCGGAAGUACCGGAAAGGGUUACUUCCGGGUUUCGCCACUCGCACAUGUGCAGAAGCGCUAAAUCAAACUUUGCGCAUGCGCACAAGCACCAAAUCGCGCCGCACACCUGCGCAGAUACGGCACUUCAGGUUGUGGGCUUUUCAUGUUGUGAACAGGCCUUUGGAACGGAUCCCGUUCGCAACCAGAGGUACCACUGUAUAUAUGUUGCAUUUAUGCCCCACCUUUUCCUCCAGAAACCACAAGGAGGUACUGUAUACAUUUAAUCCUCACAACAAACCUGUGGAGUAGGUUAAGUUGAGAGGCAGUGACUGACCCAAGGUGCGGACUUCAUGGCCGAGUGGGGAUUUGAACCCUGGGUCUCCCGGGUCUUAGUCCAACACUCUAACCACUACACCAAACUAGCUUUCUGCCUGCAGGCUACUUCCUUCAUAUAUGUGAUGUCUAUGCAGGAGUUUCUCCCCUCAGCUGAGUGUAAAGUCAUCAUUUGUAAGAGCCCCUCUCCCUUGCUACCUGCAGGGAACCCCUGACUUUGCCAUUCCUGAAACAGGAAGAACCAAACAGCAUCUCCACGUCGGCCGAACAGCACUGCCCUUCUUUCCAGUAUGUUCUGUGUGCCGUUACCUCUCCAGCUGUCAAGCAGCAUGAGGAGACCCUUACCUAUCUCAACCAAGGUAAGGUUUAGGGCAGGUGUGUGUGUGUGUGUGUGUGUGCUGAGGAUGGAGUGAACUUUGCCUAGAUGCUGACCCCUAGCGGUGAACAUAAGGCAUGGACAGAUGUGUUGCCUCUUCAAUAUACGCAGUGAAUAGGAUGGUAAGCACCCAAGAAGCUUAAAAACAAACCAACCAACAGCUCAGGCUGGCUUUUACAGCUCAGAAUGCUGCUAACAGUUUGCUGAGGUUUCAGAAGGUUUUGCAUGGAUGCAGACCAUGCUGAUGGGUUUUGACCUCCAGAUAUUGUUGAACUCCCAACUUCCACCAGCCACAGCCGGCAUGGCCAGUGGUGAGGGAUGAAGGGAAUUGUGGAGGGUGACACACCAGGGGCGGGGGAUCCUUGGCCCUGCAGUUGCUGCUGAACUACAACUCCCAUCAGCCCCAGCAAACAUAGCCAGGGAUGAUGAGAGUUAUAGCUCAUCAACAUCCGGAGGACCAAAAGUGCCGCACACGUGAGCAAAAGGCUUCCCAUCCACGACCCAUGUAAAAUUCCUGCCAUAUCAAAGGCACUAGACUAGAACUCAAGUGAAAUUUCAAAAUUUUCAGAUUUUGCAAUUUGGAUUUCAGCGUCAAAGCUUGAUUCAGAAUCCGACAUUUGACUGAUAGGCUUAAAAUUGCAUGCUUUCGAUGGGAUGUUUUCUGGUUGAUUAAUUAUUCAGGUUAACAUAAAAUGUAUUACAUCAUAUUGCAAGCUGCCCAUCAGAUACUGUCAAAUACUAAAGCUACAAAUGUGCACAGGAACCUUUGCUAGCCGAAUAGCUCAGUCGGCAGAGCGUGAGACUCAUAAUCUCAGGAUUGUGGGUUCAAGACCCAUGUUGGGCUUAGAUAAUCAUUGGUGAAAAUUUGUGCCUGAUAUUCCAGAUUCUUGACCUAUUUUUAUACAUCAGCCUCCCAUUCCUGACAUAUUCUGCUCUUUUCUAGGGCAAUCUUAUGAGAUCCGGAUGCUGUGCAAUCCAAAGAUGGGAGAGUUUGCAGAGGGGCGCAAGUUACUGAAGGUGAGGAUGGAAAGGGAGAUUUGACCGGCAUUUUAAAAAAUCAAAAAACUGGGAUGCUCAUAAUGCAUAAUUAGCUGAUGAAAUCCAUUGACACAGUAUAUGUUGCAAAGUUUUUUUGGGGGGAAACAAAUUAAUGAGUAUAUAGCAGAUAGGUCCAGCUACUAAGUCAUAACAGCUAGAUGCACAAUCUCUUUGUUGAGGAAAGCAAAGGUCGCAGAUGCUGGGUGUCAACAGAGCAAGGAUAUUCCCACCAUGCCUUGCUUUUAGAUGCUCUCUUCUCAUUCCUGCUCUUCUGUUAUUCAUUUGCUAGCAAAAACAUUUGGAUUUCUCUUUUCUUAAAUCUGAAUGUUUUCAACAUUCCUCAUUGGGAGUGCUUUCAGACCUAUGCAUUUUAGGAGAAAACGAUGCGUAAGUUGUGUUUGAUGAAUUGCACUUCCCCAGUGGUAGAAGUGGAUCCUGGGAAAUCUCUGACACCUCCUUCUCCCUGUCAGAGUGUUGUCAGGGUGGUAUUCCAUGACCGGCGACUACAGUAUACUGAACACCAGCAGCUGGAGGGAUGGAGGUGGAACAGGCCAGGUGACCGCAUCCUGGAUAUUGGUAAGUAAUGAUUUGUUUUUUAAUUGGGCCCUGGAGAUUUUGUGCCCAUUUAAAUACUUCUGAACCUUGCUUCUUUUAAACCUUCAACAUAACCUUCAGCCUUCUGUAACUGGGAAUGCUUGAUGAUGAUUUUGGAGAAGAUCAGAUUGAGUUUUUUGUAAGCGAAACCCAGUCAACAGAACAAUGUUAAGGGUCCCCCUUAAGAAAAGCUUCGGCUUCAGUAGAAAAUAACGGUAAGUGCUAGGAUGCAGGGAACAUUUGCCCACUUCUCUGAGCAAUGAGAAAUUCCAGGGGCACAGGGCUCCCUUGGAAGGAGGUCACUGGUUCACAUUACUUCACUAGCGUGAAUUAGGGUUAUCAGUGGACUUGUAACUGAAUGGAAAAUUAAAGACGUGUAAGGUAAUAAAAAGGGACACGGGUGGCGUUGUGGGUUAAACCACAGAGCCUAGGACUUGUCGAUCAGAAGGUCGGCAGUUUGAAUCCCCGCGACGGGGUGAGCUCCCGUUGCUCGGUGCCUGUUCCUGCCAACCUAGCAGUUCGAAAGCACAUCAAAGUGCAGGUAGAUAAAUAGGUACCGCUCCGGCGGGAAGGUAAAUGGCGUUUCCGUGUGCUGCUCUGGUUCGCCAUAAGCGGCUUAGUCAUGCCGGCCACAUGACCCGGAAGCUGUGUGCCGGCUCCCUCGGCCAAUAAAGUGAGAUGAGAGCCGCAACCCCAGAGUCGGCCACGACUGGACCUAAUGGUCAGGGGUCUCUUUACCUUUACCUUUAAAGAUAAUAAAGGAGAGAAAUUGGAAAACAGGGGUGGGGUGGGGAGUCUAGAAGGGAAGAAGUAGUAAGUAAUUUGGAUGUUAAAUUGUUAAAUUAUUGAAAAUUGAUAAUAAAAUAUGAAAAAAGGGAAGGAGGAUUAUUAGAGUUUUGCAAUGUUUGCAUUUAUUUACAAAUGUAGAAUUGUGCAUAGGUGGAGGGGUUGCUUGAAGACUCCAAAGUCCACUGCUCCCACAUUAUAUUAUAAUGUAUUAUUAUAAAAGUACAUUAUAAUUAUAACAUAACAACAACAACAACCCACUCUUUCCCAUAAGGUUCCAGGGCAUUUUACAUCAAUUUUUAAAAGAACAUUAGAAGCAGUUUAAAACAACUUAGGAUCACAAGAUCUAGGGGUCAACAAACUUUUCCAGCAGGAGGCCAGUCCACUGUCCCCCUUGUGGGGGACUGGACUAUAUUUUGAAAAAAGAAGAACGAAUUCCUAUGCCCCAGAAAUAACCCAGAGAUGCAUUUUAAAUAAAAGGACACAUUCUACUCAUGUUAAAGCACGCUGAUUCCCGGACCGUCUGUGGGCCGGAUUUAGAAGGCAAUUGGGCCGGCUCCGGCUCCUGGGUCUUAGUUUGCCUACCCAUGCAGGAUCACAAGAAUAGGGUGCAUCUUGAAAAUAUAACAUCUCAAAUAUCACAAGGCCAGAGGUGUGUUUUCAGCACUCACCAAAAACUGUGUAGCGAAGGUGCCAGACACACUGCUGUGCGGAGGGAGAUCCAUAACUUUGGGGCUGCCACAGAGAAUGCCCUCUCCUGGGCCGCCCCACAAUCUUCUGAGGUGAAACAUCCAAGAGAAUCCCCUCUGCCAAUCCCAGCACCCAAGAGGGUCUGUAGCGAAAGAGGCGGCCUUUCAGGCAUUUGGGGCCUAAGUCAUUUAAACACUAAUGUCAGCAGCUUGAAUAGGUGCCCGAGUGCCUUCAUGUCCUUUGCCUGAGGCAGGAAAAUGUUUGGGGCCUGCCCUGGAGACGCAUCACUGGAAUAUCUGCUCUAUCAAGGUCUUUUGACAAGACUAAGAGGCCGGGCAGGUCUUGCCUCAGGGCAGCCCUCUUUGGCAGCAGGUCUAUUCACAGAAAUCUGGUGAGAAACCCGCCAGGGAAAUCUUUGUCCUUUUCUCAUGCGUUCUGCUCCUAACCUGGGGCUGGCCGAGAUAUUUUUAUGUCUCCAAAUGCCUCGACUCCCACCCUGACAUUUCAAGGUUUUCUGGAGCACGCUGUCCUGCUCAGCCACUGCUUCGCCAGCACCGCUUCUCCACAUUUAUCCGAUCCUGCAUUCCACUGGCAGAGACUUCUUCUUUGGGGGGGGGGGAUGUAUUUAUACAUACAAGACUAUCAGUAUUUGUGGCACUUUAAAAGAACAUCAUAAAGGAAAACAAAAAGGGGUUUUGAGUAUAAAAUAGUCAAUGGGGAAAACAAAAGGGGAAAGCGAGGAGGAGGAAAAUGCAGUUACGUGGACUUAAAAUUUGGUUACUGUUGGGAAUAAAGAGCAAAAAAUUCUUAAGGCAAAGUCUCCAUGGGAAACUUGAGCCCAGAAGAGGGAUUUGAAGGAGGGCAGUAGAGAGACAGGAGGCAACAGCCCAAUUUCUGCUUCACUAAAAUAUUAGAAGCAAAAGACAGUCUAUCUUGGGAGGUGAUGGGAGAGAUUCACUGGGGACAUCUAAGCAGAGGCUGAGUUGCACCGAGCAGGGAAGGUGUCGUUGCAUCCUGCACUGUGGAUCCUGCUCUCAGCAAGGGGGCUCAGAUGAGAGGAUCUCCAAGAUCCCUUUUAUGAUUCUAUGUGCACUCCCAGGGAGGGAGCUCCAUGCAGCCCCCUCCCCAAGGUGGACACCCAGCAAUUGUUCCGAUUGUAAGCUUGCCCUGAAAUCCUGACCCCCUCUUCUUCUGAUGGCCAACUACAGAUAUCCCCAUGUCCGUCGGCAUCCUUGAACCUCAUAUCCACCCAAACUUGCUCAAUACCGUGGAAUUCCUGUGGGACCCGACAAAGCGGACUUCUGUCUUUGUCCAGGUAAGCAAGCAAGAUGCGGAUACCUGCCGGUAGGACUCCUUGACUCCCUACAGUUGCUUUCUCCUCCUUUAGGCCUUUAUUCCCUUUCCCCUUAGGCCAGUUUUGCUUCCUCUGUAUUUUCCAAGACAUACACCAUUGGCACUUAAUGUAAAUACAGUAUGUGUAAACGAACCUGUACGCCUUCAGCAAUUGAAUAACAAGUAGAUGUUGUUAGGAUAAUAGCAGUCAGUGGAUGCGAGCAAACACGCGAGUCGCAGUCAUAAUAGCAGGGGCGGUUUUAGGGUGGCAUAACCGGUGCUGGUCACAAAGGGCACCGCACUUCAGGGGGUGCCAAAACAAUGCUGUAGAAAGGAGUGUGAUAGGCAUGUGUGUGUAUGUGCGUGCUGAAUUUUAGCAUUGCUGAAAUUUGAGAGCCCAAAGUCCACCUCUGGCAAUAGUGCUAUAAGUAGGAGCUGCCACAAAAUGUUGCAGUGCAGACAAAUAGAAGAAGACACCUUCACCCCGGUAUGGCUCCCCUUUAUCACAUACACAGCCCAACAAGAUGACGACAAAAAUCCACCAACAGCAUACAAAUCAAUAUGGCUAACCUGAUCCAAAACACCCACCCACCCCACUCACACAUGAAAACAAAGACCACCACAGCCAACCACAAAUGAACAACCACACCCUAGGCCAACCCCAACCUCUCUCACCACCAAAGGAACACAAGUGAACAGCAAAGAACCUGCACAAGCAACGCUGACACCAAACCCUACAUAUAGUAAAAUAGUAACAUCGCCACCUGACCCCACCCCCACCCAUCUCCCCACCCCCACCUCUUUCCCCCUUUUCUUCCUAAUGUCUCAACAAAUGAAACUGAUUUGUAAAAAUGUUACAUGGGGAAAAAAUACGAGAGACAUUGCACACUUUUGUAAAUCAACAAAAUCUUUAAUAAUAAUAAUAAUAAUAAUAAUAAUAAUAAUAAAUGUCGCAGUGCAGAAGGACCGGGAUUCCAGCCACUAUCAAUGGGUACUAGAUCUGAUAGAGAUGUUCUUCCUCCACUACUGGAGGCAGGAAUGCUUCUGAAUGUCAGUUGCUGGAAGAGAGGGCUCUUGUGCUCAGGUUCUGCUUGCAGGCUUUCCAUAGGCGUCUGGCUGGCCACUGUGAGAACAGGAUUCUGGGCUAGAGGGGCCAAUGCUUUUUUAAAAAGGCCUGCUGCACUUUUGCAAGCCUUAGGGUUCCCCAGACAUUCAGAUACUUCCCCUUGUUUGCAUGUGGCAUUGUUUUUGGCCCUGAGCAUUGGAACUAAAAGGGAUGUUUGCUACUACUCUGGCCUUGCACAUGGAAUGAGCAAAGUUGUUUUGUACAGACUCUUGACUGUAACAAGGCUCGUUUCCACACAGCUGCCCAUACUGGAAGAAUCCUUGCUCAACAAGCCUGCGGGAUAGCUUGGUCAGUAGCGCACGAGAUGCUUAAUCUUGAGGUUGUGGGUUCGAGCCUCACGUUAGGCAAAAAAUAAAAUAAAAUAAAAUCCUUCCUUCCAACUCCACAACUCUGUGAACACCCCCUAUUCCCAGUUGAUGCUGAUUACCCGUUUUCUGACCUUCCUCUUCCCCCACUUUUUUUGGGUAACAGGUCCACUGCAUCAGUACUGAAUUUACAUUACGCAAGAACGGUGGUGAGAAAGGUGUUCCCUUCCGAAUCCAGGUGGACACCUUCCGGUCCAAUGAGAAGGAGGAACAUGUGGAGCACUUGCACUCUGCCAGCUGCCUCAUCAAGGUCUUUAAGGUAAUGCUGCCUUGCCCAGCAGGAGCUGGUGAUCAAACCUAACACACCCACACACACCCCAGAAGCAGGAUCCUCCCAGCAAAGAACCCUUGCUACAGAGCUCCUCUUUCAGAAAAAUGAAAGCAGGCGUAAACAAGAGAGUGCCUGCUCUGUGUGACUCGAGCAAAUAAGCCAAGUUGCAUCAUGCUACAUAAGGCAAAACCUGGGCCCAGUGAAUUUGUUGGGAGCACCUAAUAAACUACUGUGCCGUUACUAAAACUAAGGGGGUAUGAAUCUGAUUUGGCUUCUGGAUGGGAUGCCCUUUAAGAGCAAACCCUAUGAACAGCAGGUAAGACCUUGUUAGUGGUGCUGCCCAGUUGGGGGCUGUGACAGGGCUUUUUCAGUGCUGGUUCCCUAUCUUCAUCAUUAACUUUCAAGUUGUUGUUGUUGUUUUUUAAUCCUGUUUACCCAGGAGUUUGGUGGCUAAAGAAUUCUAUCCCAGGCAACCCUGAGAUCAUUGGAUAAAAUAAUGUUUUUGGCUGCUUUUAGAUAUUUGUUUGUUUAAACUGCAACUGAUUUUUGAUGUUUUAAAUUGUCAUUGUUUUUGGAAUAUUUUAAUCUGUUUUAGAAUGUUUGCUUUGUCUUUGUUUUGAACGGCACCUUUGUCUCCCUGGGCUCCUUCCAAAUAUAGGCAGCCCUCCCCCGUUUACAUGUAUUCAAUAUGUAAACAACUAUGUAUAAGCACAUCGCACCGAACCCAGAAGUGACCCAGAAAGACAUCACUGAAACAUUGCUAAAAGGGCAGAACAGGGGCAGGCCAGGGUGUUUGCAGGCUUUUUCAAUGGGUUUCAAUUAUGCGUGAUUUCACCAAUGCGUGAAAUCAGAACGUAAAUGGGGGGGCUACCAGUAACUAUAUACAGGACCAUACUGUAAGUGUACGUGAAAAUUUGAUUUUAUAGAUAUAGCAAAUGUAUACUUUUCAGCCCAAAGGAGCAGACCGGAAGCAAAAAACAGACCGGGAGAAGAUUGAGAAGCAGUCCCUUCAGGAGCGUGAGAAAUACCAGCCCUCGUAUGAAAGCACCAUGCUGACAGAGGUACGAGUUCCCUUUCUACAGCAGGGACUGAGAAUAAAAGAAUUGUUGAGUUGGAAGUGACCCCAAGAGUCAUCUAGUCCAGCCUCCUGCAACACAGGAAUCUUUUGCCCAACAUGGGGAUUAAACCUGCGACCCAAAGAAUAAGAAUCUCGUGCUUUGCCAAAUGACCUAUCCCAGCCUUAUAACUUGUGGGCCUUCAGGUAUCGUUGGUAGGGCUGGGCGAUAUCAGCUUUUCAACAUCGUGGAAUAUCACCAGCCGAACAUCGCGGUCUGGCGAUAUACCACGAUAUUGAAAGAAGAAGAAGAAGAGGAGGAGUUUGGAUUUGAUAUCCCGCUUUAUCAUUACCUGAAGGAGUCUCAAAGCGGCUAACAUUCUCCUUUCCCUUCCUCCCCCACAACAAACACUCUGUGAGGAGAGUGGGGCUGAGAGACUUCAGAGAAGUGUGACUGGCCCAAGGUCACCCAGCAGCUGCAUGUGGAGGAGGAAUCGAACAUGGUUCACCAGAUUACAAGUCCACUGCUCUUAACCACUACACCACAAGCUGCAUUGGCUUCAGCCUCACCCCAGUGCCUAGUGGGCUGGGACAAGGCAGCUUGUUUGUCUGGCUCAGCUGGGGUGCGGCAGAGCCAUCUCCGGUGCUCUCCCCAUUUGUGCAGGAGCCAGCGCCGGGCUGGGGGGUCCUUUAACUGCUCGGAUGGGAGUGGCAACCACAAACUCCUCAGCUGAACAGUUUAAAGAUGCAGAGAGAAGAACAAGCUGUAUUGGCGCCUCGCCAAUGCACUUUUUUCUCCCUCUGCACAGUAUGAGGGCAGAGUGGGAUGGCGGUUUCGCUCAGUGAUAUAUCGCUGGUGAAACCGCCACAGCUCCUGUGUCCUUCUGCUAGCAACACUUGCUGGAGGAAGUCUCUAGCAGAGGGACUCAGGAGCAAUGGUGGGUUCACCGGUCCUGGGCGAUAUAUUGAUAUAUCGCCCAGGCCUAAUUAUUGGACUGCAGUUCGUACCAUCCCUGAUGAGUGGCCAUGAUGGCUGGGGCUGAAGUCCAAUUUGAAGUCCAACAACAGGCUCCCCCCAUCCCUAGUUAGAGCCAGCUUCCCCAACCUGGAGCUCUCAAGAUGCUUUGAACUACAACUCCCAUCAGCCCUAGCUAGCACAACCAUUCUGUCGGGUGCUGAUGGUCCAGGUCCCUUCCCAUUCCUAAUAGCCCCUUAAGUCCUGGCGUCUUCGUUGAUCUAUGCUAUUUCAUUAUUCAAAUUAAAGCUCCACGAACAGCCACAUCUCACACUGCUUUUGCUAGUUAUAGGGGCAGAUAAAAGGUUAAGCAGGGCACUAAAGCCUUGUCCACUGGGGAUCCUCAGCAGCUCAUCCAGCAUCUAGGUUUUCAGUAGGCAUCGCCCACAUAACUUCAAGCCUAUGAUCGCAUCCAUAAGGACUAGGAACUUGCUUUUUGAACAAAAGCUUUCUGCAACCAUGCAGUGCCAUGCUGCACACAGCCCUUUGAGAGGUGUUCUCUGAAGUAGGAGGGCUGUAGCCCCAAAGCACCAGAGGAUGGGUGAGUGUGUCAGAUGUUGCAGCAUCCAAGGCCUAACAUUUCUCUCCUGGUCUCCUUUUCCAGUGUGCCCCAUGGCCAGAAGUUGCCGGCAACCUUCACAGUCCUCCGACCACCCCUGGACUUGUCUCUCCCCAUCCCUUCAAGCUUCAGACCCCUGAAAGGUAAGCUGGGCAAAGCAAGAGCCUGUGGUAGCAUGAGAAAAGAACCUCAUCCUUUCAAAGCCCUGGAUGACUCCCCCCCUGCCCCCCGCAUUUGUCCCGACUUGCUUGCACAAAGCUCAUGCAGAGGUCAGACUAUCUCCUGUCUUUAUUAAGCAUUCCUUCCAGGGCUGUUAAAUGACAUUGAGGAUUCGUCCCAAUUUGUGCCAGCUGUGUUUAUAUGUCUUCCUGUAAACUGUUCAUCUUUCCCACACUGUCCAGCGCAUUUUCCUGUCACUUGCCUAAUCGUGGCGGGUCUCUCUCCCCUCCCCACCCCCAAUUUAGCGGAUUUGUUGUGCUAGGGCGACAGAGCACUUCAAGCUGCUGUAAUCACACAAACCUAAAUAUCUGGUCUGUGUUUGAAUCCUUCCUGCAAAAUGCUGACCAUUUAGAGGUGGACCCUGGCCAUUGAAACUGAAUACAGUGGUACCUCAGGUUAAGAACUUAAUUCGUUUUGGAGGUCUGUUCUUAACCUGAAACUGUUCUUAACCUGAGGUACCACUUUAACUAAUGGGGCCUCCCGCUGCAUGAUUUCUGUUCUCAUCCUGAAGCAACGUUCUUAACCCGAGGUACUAUUUCUGGGUUAGCAGAGUCCGUAACCGGAAGCGUCUGUAACCCGAAGUACCACUGUAACCCACUUUUGUUCCUCUGUUUGGCAGGAUGUGCUCCUCACCUGGCUACACCUUGGAUAGCUCAUCAGAGAGCACGGCAGAGGUAAGUGUGGGGGGGGGGGGGAGACAGGAGACGGGACACACACCGAUAGGCUGGCUUCACCCUCGUGAAAGUUUUCAUCUCUUUCAGUUUAAAUGUUCUAGGCACUGGUGCAAUCUUAAAAUGUUUUUAUAUGAUACACUGAGAAAGCUGCAUCUCAGAAAACCACACAGUUAGGUCCAUUUUUCUGCAGAUCCCAACUGCUUGGGCUCACCCUGAAAACCAGGAGGCGUAUUCUAGUAGUUUGCAUUUAUUUGUUCAUUUAUUAGGAACAUAAGAGCAGCCCUGCUGAAUCAGGCCAGUGGCCCAUCUAGUCUGGCAUCCUGUUCUCAGUGUCCAACCAGAUGCCUGUGGGAAACCCACAAGCAGGAUCCGAGCGCAAGAGCCCUCUCUCCUCCUGUGGAUUCCAGCAACUGGUAUUCGGAAGCAUUACUGCCUCCAAGCAUAGCGUCAGAGUGCAGGGGGCUGGACUAGAUGACCCUCGUGGUCCCCCCAACUCUAAUUCUGUGGCUAGCAGAGAUUGAUAACCUUAUUCACAAUGAAUUCGUCCAAUCCUCUUUUAAAGACGUCCAAAUUGGUGGCCAUCACUGCGUGAAGAACUACUUUCUUUUAUUUGACCCGACAGGCUGUAUUCCUACGCUUAGCAUCAGCAGCAAAAAAAGAGAAAAAGUCUGGGUUGUUUCACACCAUGGUUUUCAAGCAAUGUUCCAUUUAGCUUGGGAAAUUAACCAGUUUCUCCUCCUUUGCUGAAGAACUGCAAGGUUCCCUCACAAGAACCACCACCAACCACUGAAAUAGGCAGCUGCAGAAGCAGGCUGGCAGUCUGAGAGCUCUAGGUUAAAAGGAGCAGUUCUAAGACCCCCCAAACCUCCUCUGGCCUGAUAGGAACUGAGGGCGGAUCCACACCAUUCUUGCAAAGCACCUCCAAGGCACAUUUAAAGGCACACGAGUUUUCUGGGAAUGGUAGUUUACCCCUCACAGGGCAACGGUCCCCAACAUCCUUAAAUCACAGUCCCAUAAUUCUUUGGGGCUUUAAAUGUGUGCUAGAUGUGUGCAGUGGCUUUGCCCAGAGCCGUAGCUAGGUGAUCCUGUGCCCCUGGCAAAACCAUCCAGAUUGCGCCCCCUAGCCAUGGAAGAAUUAGCUCUUUCUGCCUCUCCUCCAACCACCCCCUCCACCCAUUCAGUUCAGGGACGCGGGUGGCGCUAUGGUCUAAACCACAGAGCCUAGGGCUUGCCAAUCAGAAGGUCGAGCUCCCAUUGCUCAGUCCCUGCUCCUGCCAACCUAGCAGUUCGAAAGCAUGUCAAAGUGUAAGUAGAUAAAUGGACGGAUUAGCUCUUUCUGCCUCUCCUCCAACCACCCCCUCCACCCAUUCAGUUCACCCUCUAUUAAAAACCUUUUAUGAGGCAAUAACAAUAUUUUUAUUUAUAGACAUAUUUUUUUGCUGAUUUUGCACCCCUGGUGGGGGUCCACUUCACCACCCCCUAGAUACGGCCCUGGCUCUGCCGCGAGUGUGCAAAAUGCCCGGCAAUCCUUGGCUGAUGAGUUGAUUCAGAAAGGGUUCCCUGAAGGCUCUAGCACAGGGGUCAGCAACCAGUGGCAAGGGACUAUUUGAUGGCAAAGAGAUCUGAACCUCGCCCCUGCCCCAUAAUCCCAGUAGGAGUUUUGCUAGCUUGUGCCUUCUCUUGCUUUGCUUUCCCAAACAUGGUAUGAGAGUGACGCCUGGUGGCAGCAAAUGGUUUUACUUUUACCAGCCGGCAUCCGAAAAGGGCAUAUGCAUGUUGCGUCACUGUGCUUAGGAAAGGACACAUCACACACAACAGCACCGGAUAAUUGCCACUGGCUUGUCCAGGUCAACAUUUUUGUUGGUCUUGCUCUUCCAAGCAACACCAACGGGAGCUGAGGAGAGAGCCCGAAGGUUGUCAUCCCCCCCUGCACUGAGUUCGAAACAUGCCACCUGCAGCCCACACCUCGUCCAGGUCUCUGAACUGAUUGCACACAAAGGCUCUCGGGAACAGAUUUUGAAGAUUUUCUUUUUUCAAAUUCCCGCCAAUGAUUUGUCCCGCAGCAGCACAGUGCCAUUAACUGCCAUCUCUUUUAUUUCAUUUCAUUUUUAUUUUUAAAUUGAAAUCCUAAAUAUUCAUGCAAGUCAUCCAGAGACUGGGGGAUGGAGAAGGAUAUAAAUUAUAGAAAUAAUAUGGGUUGGUGGCAUUACAGCAACAUCACCUUCUAGGUAGGGCUUCAAGGUUCCUGGGCUCAGUCCUAAAACAUCGACAUGAUACUCCGAAUCCAAUCACAGAUGGUUGCCUGGAAGGGGUGAAGCAGCACUGUUGACUAUUUAGCAGGCUCCUACCAAAUCUUUUGGCACCAGCCAGCGAAGUGUGGAAGCCAAGAAACUCAAAUUGUUCUUAUACUUGGGCAUUUAUAUACUGCCUUUGAUGUAUCUGAUCCCCAGUGCCCUCUGGGUUGUAGCUGAUGUUGGUUUCUCCAUGUUUUUUCCACUCUUCCUUUCAGGCCCUGAGCCCUAGCGCUUCCAUCUUGGAAACCCAACAAUGGUUACACAAAAACAGGUUCCCCAAUUACUCCCGGAUUUUUGCCAGCUAUACAGGUGAGGCUUUUCCUCUUCCAACACAUAGCUCGUCUCCCCCUUGAAAUGUUGAUUCACCCCCCCGCCCCCGGACAAGUGCCCUUUUUUGGUCUCCCACCAGAACAACCCCCACCCUACAAACAUUUUUUAAAGGCAUGGAGUAAUCUCUCUGUCACACAUUUUUAAAGUUCAGAGAGAAAGCCACCGCUAUGCACCGCAGAGCAAGCCGAGAUUUAGAUUGCAAUCUCCGCAAGGCAGACGCCCGUCUCUGAUUAUGUGACAAUGUAAAGCGCCAGGUACAUUGAUGGUGUCAUAUAGUCACAAAUUAAUUGGCUGUGCCAGUCCCUGACACCCUGGAAAUAUUUUAAGGGGCGGAGGAAAUUAACUCCAAGGCACAUUGUGGAGUGAGUCUUCCUGAAGCUGUGAUGGGCUGGACAAAAGCAUCAGAAUUGACACUGGACCAACUCUGUCUUGAGCCCAAAAAAGCUCAUUUGGUAGAGCAUGAGACUCUCAGUCUGAGGGUUGUGGGUUCGAGCCCUGCAAUGGGUGAAAGAUUCCUGAAUUUCAGGGGGUUGGACUACAUAAAUCUUUGUUGUCCCUUCCAACUCUAUGAUUCCAAGUUAUUUUGCUCCCACUGCUGUCCCAGGAAGAUGCACCGUGGAUUUUGCAAAUUCUGAGCAGGGACCAUUUUGCCAACAGAUUCCUCUCUUUAACUUCCUCCCGCAGGAGCUGACUUGCUCAGGCUCUCACGCACGGACCUUGUGCAGAUCUGUGGAACAGCAGAUGGAAUUAGACUCUCAAAUGCGCUAAAGGCCAGGUAUGGAAUUAUGUUAAUUCCCCCCUCUGUUAAAAUUGGGGAGGGGGGGCAAAGCUAUAGGGAAGAUUAUUAUUAUUACAUCUUGUAAAGAAGUCCUCAAAGUUGCUUAGUGUUGAUAAAACAUACACAAAGGGUCAGGCUGCAAUCUUCUACACACUUACUUGGGAGAAAUCCCACUGAACUUAGCCAGAUGGGUGGGGUAGAAAUAAUAAAUUAUUAUUAUUAUAUCAGGAUUAUGUCUGAGUUAGCUGGUUAGCUCAUGGUGCUGCUAAUGCCAAGGUUGCAGGUUCAAUCCCCGUAUGGGACAGCUGCAUAUUCUUGCACUGCAGGGGGGUGGAAAGAACCCUGAGGGACCAUCUGUGAUUCUUGGUCUAGCCAAUUAUUCAACACAGCUUCAUGUUUGUUGAAUCAGAGAAGGCAGCUGUGGCUUCUUCUAUCCCACAACCUUCUCUGGCCUGCUGAAGCAAGCAGGACUCAAAGAGCAAGUGGGGAAAUGGGAAUGGGAGCAAAAGGAGCAGGUGGAAGGCACCACAGCUGACUCACUACCUAGCUGCAUUUCAAAGGUUAAAGGAAAAUCUCUGGGCUGUAAUCUGGUAGGCCCUUUUUAUCAUUAAAUUUGCAUCUCCAAGGAGCUCCAGGUGCAUGAGGCAUCAUCCCAUUUGUUAAGGUGCCUCCGGCAUCCAAAAUUAUCUAUGGGGCCAGGCACCAGCUAGAGAACCCUUAGGGCAGAUGUCAUCUAAGAUGUGACCAGCAGCUGCCAUCUAGACCAGUAUAGAGGGUGAUGUCACUGGGUUACACUAGAUGGUGAUCCCAAGGGCAGGAUGCUGCUGGUGGCGUGGGAACCUGAAGCAGGGCCUUCUCGGUGGUGGUGCCCCACUUGUGGAACACCCCUUAGAGAGGCAUGGGUGGCUACAACACUAAUGGGUUUCCCUUACAGGGCAAAGCCCUGAGGAUGGUGUUUAGUGCAGUGGGAAAGCUACUCUGCAUUAACCCUGACGGCUGGGUUUGAUGGGAGGACCUCACUUCUAGAGGGUCAUAAAUUCUCAGUCUUCGCACUACGCCAUCUUACUAGGUAUUGGUGGGCUACAAAACUUUGCCUCCCCUCAGGUGUGUGCGCCCUCGGCUCAUCCUUUAUGUGUCCAGGGAGGUGGAAACAAGCGGGAAUGUCUCUCCAAAUGAAGCGUCUGGUAAGUCAGUGUUACUUUCCCAAGUUUAGCAUUAGAGACCUUUUAUCUGGCUCCAUAUAUUUGCACCUGCCAAUGGGCAGGAAGAACCUCUCGGUGCUUUUAAAUGACAUUUUAAAACAUCCCACAAGGGACUUGCACACCCUCCCUGGCAGCAAUACUAAUGUUUUGAUGUUUGUGUUUGGCCUGGACAUUUGUUUUUGGAGGCACAAAUUUCAAUCCCCUUUGUUUUAAAGUGUGGGGUUUUCCUUUCUCUUUCCCCAAAGCCCUGUACCAGGAAUUGUAUCUGGAAGAGCUGACCGCCAGCGAGCUGACCAAUAAACUGGCAGAACUGCUCAGCCUCCCAGCCAACCAGAUUCAGCAGGUUUCCAGGCAGGGGCCGACUGGAAUUCACAUCCUUGUCAACGAUCAGGUAUGAGCCUUAUUUUCAAGCCUAAUACCAUGGCCUCCUUCGGAAAGGGGCCAGAAGCUGUAGAGCUGCCUUGGCCCAAUGUUUUGCCACAGGAACCCCAAAGUGUAUUCAGAAGCAUGAACCAGGGAGCUACAACUGACCUUGCAGCAACCUGGAGCAUGUUUAGAACUGGAACUUGCCCCCACAUGAAACCAUUUUACUGUAUCCAAGACUGUUGCUACAACACAGGAGUGUUUUUGUUUUGUUUAAAGAGUGUGCUUCCAUUAACAUUACUAAAACCCUGUGUAGAUCAGUAUUAUCCCCUUAUUAGUUUGCAGGCAGGACAGAGGCUGGUGAGUUGAUGAUGGAGAUAUUUCAAUCAUGGAAUGUCUGGUGCAGAAGACCUGAGUAGGUCACAUUCUUAUGAUCAGCUGGAUAACUUACCGUAUUUUUCGCUCUAUAGGACGCACUUUUUCCCCUCGAAAAAUUAAGGGGAAAUGUGUGUGCGUCCUAUGGAGCGAAUGCAGGCUCCUUGGCUUCAGCGAUAGCAACGCGAAGCCUCCGAAGUGCAGAGGGAGCGCUCCUUCCGUGCUCCUUGGCUUCAUGUUGCUUUCGCUGAAGCCUGGAGAGCGAGAGGGGUCGGUGUGCACCGACCCCUCUCGCUCUCCAGGCUUCAGGGAUAGCCGCGUGAAGCCUCUGGAGCGCUGCGGGAGGUCCCACUGCGCUCUGGAGGCUUUGGGUUCCUUUUGCUGAAGCUGGGAGAGCAAGACUCUCCUGGCUUCAGCAGAGAGGGAGAGCUGCGCAGCGCCCCUUCAGCCAAGAGGGAGGAGACAUGGAAGGGGCUCCGUUUCUCCUGCCACUUCGCUGAAGGGGCACUGAGCAGAGGGGGGAGAAUUUUUUUCCCUUGUUCUCCCCCUCUAAAACAAGGUGCGUCCUAUAGAGCGAAAAAUACGGUAGUUGGUUAGAGCCAGGUGCAGAUAAUGCCAAGGUUAUGAGUUCAAUCCCCCGUAGGGGAUAGACAAGAUGAUCCUCAGAGUCAUCUCCAACUCUACAAGUUUGGAAGCAGUGCUAAACUUUACAAGCCCCAUCUAAGAAACUCUUAAGCAUUCAAACUAAACUCUCGAGUCAGAUUAAAUUUGCAUAAAUGUAUUUUCAAAAACUAACACUGUCUGUGCACGUACACUUACAUGCACAUGUUAUAUUCAGAGUGCCAUCGGGUCUUACGCUUGCCUGCUAUCUCUUUUGACGCAUCAUGGCCAUCUGCCACUCACGACGGCCUGAGGUCUCUGGGGUGCCUUUCUUACACAAACCCAGAAUCUCCAAGUUGACUUUAAACCUGCUACUAGGGGUCUGGCCAGCUUCUAACCUUGCCUUGUUGUUCUCUCCUGGGUUGCCACAGAUGGUCAGAAAUCUUCCAGACGAAUCAUCCUUUGUAGCAGCUGUAACAAAAGGUAGGUGAGCUUCCCUGUAAAAAUGAGCAGAAUCUUGUGGCACCACCUUACAAGCCAACUCAUUUGUUGUGAAAUUGACUUAAAUGGGCUAGAGUUCAGUCAGAUGUACUCUCAGUUGGCAAUCCCCCCCCCGCACAUUGGAGGGGGGACCCCCCAAACCAUGGAGACACAGGAAUAAGGAGAAAAUGGUGAAAAUCUAACACAUAGACAAUUGUUCACAAAUGCUUGUGCCAUGAUAAUUUGUUAAGUCUUUAAAGGAAGCUACAAAUCUCUUUACCAUUUUUGUUUUUAGCAGUUUCUCUCCUGCCUUUCUUCCAUCAUGAAGGCAGAUUUUCAGUCAGUCUUCCAUGCAGGCACUGACCUGACUCACUCGUUCCAGUCCAACAAGGUUCUGUAUCACACGCACUCAGUUUGCAAAUCAUCUUGUCUCUGUGCAUAGACAGAUGUGUUUUCCAGCUAAGGAUAAUUCUUUCUAACAAAGUGGGUUUUAGUGGACAAAUCCUUUUGCCACAAUAAAUGCUAGUCUCUCAAAGGCUCUUCCCUAUUCUUUCGGUGUAGUGGACUAACAUGGCUUCCUCACCCUGAAAAAUCAAAAUGAGACGUUUUGGAAAUACGGGGGCAGAAGAACCCUAAAGCGAGCAGCCCAUUUGAAGGUGGUCCCCUGUAAGCCCAGGAAAAAAUGCCAUAUAUUCAGUUUGGUUUACAAUAUAUGGCCUUAUAGUCUAGUGAUUAUACGGACAGGGAUCUGAGUUCAAAUCAUAGCUUUUAAACAAGGAGUAAUUUGACAGCCUUGAAGAAGCUACUCCCCACCUCAAUUUGCCAUUCCACAUGAUAGAAACUUAAAAGGUGGUGGCAAAUAGUUGGUACUAGCUGAAUUACUUGGGCAAGGGCACAGAACACUCCUUUGCUGGAUCUUGUGCAAGGGCUCACAAAAUGCCAGAGUUGGCCCAAACCACCCACUCUGAAAUGAUCCCUACAAGCCCAGUCUAGCCUAGUCAAGAAGUGCAGGUAGCUUUCCUGGAGUGGCAGCUAGAACCCCCAUGCUAAUAAUUCUUACCCCCUGGAUCUGUAUGUAUGAAAAUAUAUGAAAGCCACCCAUUCACUGGAUGAGUAAGAAACACUUGGAAAAUGAUUAAUUUGUGUUGUGUGUCACUACAGCACAGAACACAGAAGGUUAUCACUUAGUUCUAAAAUAG